Molecule: messenger RNA, 936 nt
Organism: Pleurotus ostreatus (oyster mushroom)
Lineage: Eukaryota; Fungi; Basidiomycota; Agaricomycetes; Agaricales; Pleurotaceae
Exons: 8
Coding region: 1-936 (311 amino acids)
Biological process (GO): lipid metabolic process
Molecular function (GO): phosphoric diester hydrolase activity
Source: RefSeq, a predicted model, not a curated record
AUGCUUCCCUGGCUCUUCAUCGUAGCUUCAUUGACUCUAGCAUUAGCUAGCCCGUCGGCAAAACGAGCGACAGUAUGCAAUGGACACGCUGAGUUGUGCGAUAGGAGCUUCGGCAAUGUCACCUUUUUCGGCUCGCAUGAUUCAUUUGCAUUUACCACUGAUCCCAUCGUUCUUGCUCGCGACCAAGAGGUCGACAUACCCACCCAACUAGGGCUGGGAGUUCGGCUCCUGCAAGCUCAGGCUCAUAUGCGCAAUGGGGCUCUGCACUUCUGCCAUACCAGUACGUAUCCAAGCCAUUGUCGCAUCCUCUUUGAUGGCGGAACCGUCGAAAACUACCUCAAAAAAGUCAAAACCUUCCUCGACGCAAACCCGAACGAAGUCCUCACCCUCAUAUUCACCAACCCCGAGGGCGUCUCCAUCCCAAACAUAUGGAAGCCCGCCUUUGAUAACGCCGGUAUUACACCUCUUGCGUUUGUCCCCCCUUCCAUCCCGAUGAAGGCGUCGGAUUGGCCCACGCUCGGCCAGCUAAUCGACUCUGGCAAACGCGUUGUCGUGUUCCUCGACGCUGGUGCCGACGGGCAAGGAAGCGGCAACUUUAUCCUGCCAGAAUUCCCUAUGAUUUGGGAAACGCCUUUCUCUCAGACAGACGCUUCUUUCCCUUGCCGCGUCGACCGCAUCCAGGGGCCCCUCUCCACCCAGGACCACAUGUACAUGAUCAACCACUCCCUCAACGUCAACAUCCUUCCAAUCGGAGAUGGGGUGCUCGUCAGCGACCCAGUAGACGCGCCAGUAACCAACGGUGUCACGUCCAUUGUGAAUCACGCCAAUGGCUGCGCGCAAUUCGCUGCUGGAAGGGCACCGAACUUCGUUCUCUUGGAUUAUGUCAAUAUCGGCCAGGGCAAGCAAGCCGUUGAUAUCUUGAACGGAGUUGCGUAA